UGACCCUCGCCGAAAGUCAGUAACAACAGAGAUGGCGGUUGCAGUGAAAGCAGAGAGUGGCCGAGUUUUGGGGAUUUUACUCGUUUUUCUUUUUAGUUCUUGUCAAGGUUUGUUCAGCGGAGGAAAUUCUUACAAAAGAGAGGUGACGAUGCAGUUGAUCCCAAACCCGAGCUCGCCUCCCCCUGGUGGUGAGCUUCUUCAUGCGAGAGCUGUGGGAGGAAACGACACGCUGCACUUCCUGUUCUGCAGCCAGGGGGCGCCAUCACUGCUGAUCGUGCACACCAACUCUUCUUCGUCCACGGUCAAGGUGAACUGGCCUCAGUUUGUGAAUCGUAGUACCAGCGGCGGCCUGACGGUGGAGCCAGAGAGCAGCAUCCUGUACAGCAGCGCCGUCGUCUUUAGCCGGCUGUUGGAGUACGACGAUGAAAACAACACAGCCGAGGCGACCUCCAACUUCUUCCCUGCCUACGAGCUGAAGGACUUCAGCUGGAAUCUGAUGAACCUGUCGCACCCUAAGGCUUUGCUCUGCGGCUCCGCCCCACAUUCCAGCAACGGGUCGCUCUGCCUUCAGUUGUCGGUGUUCGGCACGGAGGGUCGCGCUGAGCUUUGGCCCCGCCUCCUCCAUUCUGCUAACUCCUCCCAGGUGGAGGUGUGGCUCAGUGGCCUGUUGCCCCGCUCCAACACGUCCAGGUUCAUGUUGGAGCUGCAGGCAGUGGGCGGGGCUUAUCCCCUGAGCAAAGUGGACGUUCGCCAGUUCAUCGACGACGAGUACGCGCCGUCAAUAUUCAAGGUGUCUCAGUGGGUGUCUUCGGUCAACAACAGCUCGGACGUCCUGGGUUUUAUCCAGUGGAAGCCUGUGGCGUACCGGAGGUCCCGCCCGUCUCUGGAGGACGCCACGCCGUGCCGCCACUCCGACCCGCAGGCGCAGAGCGGGAACGCGACGACGGCUUCCUCCGCUCUGGUUAAAGCUUUUUACACGGAUCCAAAAGUGAUGGGGAUGAACGUGAGCUUCGGCAUAGCCGGAGAUCCUUUCUACAACAGGACCAUGUUCCUCAGCUGGACGAUGCUGGUGGGCGUCGGCUCUCCUCCCGUUGACUCCUUCUCUCCGAUGGUGAUCGGCAUCUUGAUGGCGGGUUUGGGGAUUCCCAUAGUCCUCCUGCUGGUGGGCGGAGUUUACGUCUUUAUCCGGAAGAUGAGGGAAAGCUCAGAGACCUCCUACCAGCCAAUCAACUGACAGCCGAGUCCCGGCCAAUGAGACGCUUCUCUGUUUUAAGUGACGUCGCUGAUGGCUCGGCCAAUCAGAGAGCAGUUUGUUUGGCUGCAACGGUCGAGAUAAUUUCCUCAGGUUGAACUUUUGAUCUUUCCGUGUUAAAUAACUCAGAUCAGUCAUUAGGUUAAAUUAGAAGCUAGCACAAAGCGGUUCAUUUUUAAAGUAGAAACAUUGCAGUAUAAGAAAGAUUUAAACCCAUUUAUUGUAUAUAACGUAAUUCUACUUUCAAUGUUUUAUAAAAAAUUAUAAAUAUUUCAUAUGUUGCGAUUUUAAGGCAAAUUUACUUUGUAUCUCACGUUUAGACUCAAACUACCGGUCCAGAAAGCUACUUAUUGCACAAUACGUGUUUUUUUUUUUUUUUUAGUUACUUUUAUUUCAUUACUGCUUGUUAUCAAACUGGAGGAAAUGUUUCAUGUCAGCACAGACAAAUGCUGAUGGGGGC
Fundulus heteroclitus (mummichog) is the source of this 1712-nucleotide messenger RNA. Its product is annotated as glycosylated lysosomal membrane protein. The record is from RefSeq and is a predicted model, not a curated record. Gene Ontology annotation, cellular component: lysosome. The coding region runs from base 32 to 1234 and encodes 400 amino acids. The transcript is spliced from 7 exons. Lineage: Eukaryota; Metazoa; Chordata; Actinopteri; Cyprinodontiformes; Fundulidae.